CUGUCAUCUCCCAAACCCAAAAUAUCAUAAAACCCUAGAAAUUCAUAUCCCCACCUACCUCCCAAAAUCAAAAAUGUCAGAAUACAUACCUUUUGAAAUCCAAGUGGACAUCAUCAAAAGACUACCUGUGAAGUCAUUACUUCAAUUUAGAUCCGUAUCAAAACAAUGGAAGUCUUUGAUCGACAGCUCCGAGUUUAUUGCUGGUUACAGAUUCCGCCAGACUCAUCCACAACGUCUGCUUGUAUGGUACAAAGAUCCAGUAGACUUGAAGCAAAAGUACGUUUCUUUUGUCGAUGAUGACGCUUUCGCCCAACAAGAGCUUGCUCCAACUGUUCCUGUGCUCUCUGAACAUUUAUUUAAAUUGGAAGUGCUCGGGAGCUCUCAGGGAUUGUUGUGUUUGUCUGGUUUUUAUAAAGAUCCAGACCAGCCUCGUUAUAAAGUUGCCACAAAGUUGAUUGUUCUUUUGAAUCCUUCGAUUAGAAAAUCAGUCUUAAUACCUGUCCCAGGUUUUUCAGGUUGUUCGGAAAUUGUUGUUGGUUUUGGGGUUUGUCCUAUCACUAAUGAUCCUACGAUUGUGAAGAUUACGAAUGUUGGUACGGAAGUUAGCUCUCCCAUGGUUGAGGUUUUUAAAUUGAGCAGAGGUAGUUGGAGAACUCCUUGUAGCAAUCUGCCUAAGAAAUCAAUUGAGGUUAUAUUGUCUGAGGUAGCUAUACAUAGUUAUAUUUAUUGGGUUGCUUUUGAUAAUGAUUUUCAGAUGCAAAAACAUCUGAUUAUUUCAUUUGAUAUGACUACCGAAGAAUUUAGAGUCAUAGACCUACCGGAUAGUCUAGCAUAUGCUACAUUUUUCAUCUCUAAGUUAUGGGAUUCUCUUGUUGUGCUGAAAGUUUUUGAUGUAUGGAUUAUGGAUAAUGAUGUUCUUCAUUCGUUUACAAAGCUAUUUACCAUUAACACACGAUAUGAAUCAAUAACGAUUUUGGGAUUUACAAAUAGUGGUGAACCUAUGAUUGAAGUACAAGGGGAGGAUUACGAAGAACCAGCUUCACUUGUUGUCUAUGAACCUAACUCAGAACACAUCAAAGAUAUUGGGAUUCAUGUAGAAAAUGUUUCAUCAUUUAUUAGUUCGUACAUGGAAACACUACUUUUACAUGAUCAAUCAGAUUGUAUUGGUUUAUUAUAGCCACGUCAGAUUGCAAGAUGUGGCGCUAAUAAAAGAUUAGUUGUGGAGGAGGCAAGACAUGAUUAGGGGACAUGCUUGUAACUUGUAAAGUAGAAAAAACCACUUCCACUUCAAAGCUGUUGAAUUUGAGACAUAUUGUAAAGCAAAUCUCUUUUCCUUAUGUUAGUUUUACUUGACAGAAAAUUGAAGAUACAAUCUCGUUCAAGCAGAUCUUUUAAUCAUUUUCAUGUUAUCAUUUUUUUUGUCUA
Messenger RNA from Lactuca sativa (garden lettuce), 1425 nucleotides. RefSeq names its product F-box protein At4g19940. NCBI's taxonomy places the organism in Eukaryota, Viridiplantae, Streptophyta, Magnoliopsida, Asterales, Asteraceae. Gene Ontology annotation, molecular function: protein binding. The record is from RefSeq and is a predicted model, not a curated record.